This is a messenger RNA of Bacillus rossius redtenbacheri, 2146 nucleotides long. RefSeq names its product pumilio homolog 3 (gene peng). Gene Ontology annotation, cellular component: nucleolus. Gene Ontology annotation, biological process: regulation of translation. The transcript has 12 exons. The coding region runs from base 202 to 2067 and encodes 621 amino acids. Lineage: Eukaryota; Metazoa; Arthropoda; Insecta; Phasmatodea; Bacillidae. The record is from RefSeq and is a predicted model, not a curated record. Gene Ontology annotation, molecular function: mRNA binding.
CUUUACGAAUAGCCACGAGGUCUGCGUGCAUAAUUUUAUUUUGGAGUAAAUUUAGGAAAGAAGUUGGUAGCUAAAUGUUUACAUUUUCUAUUGAUGAAGGAGAUGCACGUGUUGAUCUUACGUGUUUGAAUAGUUGUAUGAGCGUUAAUUAUUUCAAAAAGGUUCCAGCAACCUCGGCAGAACUGUUCAGAUCACCCAGCCAUGACGGACGACACUGCUCUGCCCAUCAAGCAGAAGAAGCGAAGUCAGAAGAGUAGUUCUCCUGAUGAACCGAACAGCAAAAAGACAAAAGCGCAGUCUGAUCCACCCCAAGAUAAACUUUCGAUGGUCAAGAGAAAUAAACAGCAAGUGAGAGAGAGGAAAGGGCAAGGAAAAACUGUACUCAAAUCUGGAUCUGCUAGGAAAAAAUUUGAGAAAGCCACAGACACUAAACAGAUUUCUGGAAGCGUUAAGUGGAAGGAAGUGAAGCAGAAGAAGCGCGAUCUAAGGCUGCAGCGAAAGAAAACUUCCCGCGGCACGACGUUUGAUGACAUGACGUCAGCCAAGAAGAUGUGGGAGAAGGUGCGCGUCACGAGCUGUCCCGCGGAGCUGCGCGAGCGACUCAUCGGGGAGAUCCAUGAGAUUCUGGCUCCGAACCUUGAGACGGUAAUGUUCACCCACGACGGGGCACGCGUGGUGCAGUGGCUCCUGAAGAUGGGCUCCCCGCCCCUGCGUGUCGCCAUCUGCGACCGGCUGGAGCCGUUGCUGCCGACCAUGGUCCAGUCCAAGUACGCCAGCUUCUGCGUGCGCAGGAUGCUCAAGUACGGCUCGCGGGAGUCCCAGGCCAAGGUCAUCCGCUCCUUCUCCGGCCGCGUCGUCAAGUUCAUGCGCCACUCCGUGACGGCACCCGUGCUGGAGCUUGCGUACUCUCAGUUUGCCACGAGCGCGCAGAAGGCGGCCAUGCGACAGGAGUUCUACGGUGGAGUGUCGAGAGUGGCCACUCCGGGGGAGAUACACUGUCUGGCCGACGUCUACAAGCACACUCCCGAGCUGAAACACUCCACUCUCGCUGCCACCCGCACCAACAUACUGAGGGUGCUCAGCAAGAAGCUGACACGGUCCAGUCUGCUCCAUGCCGUGGUCCUGGACUUCCUGCAACUGUGCCCCGACGAUGAGAAGCGGGAGAUGCUCACCCAGCUGCGACCCUUCCUGCUAGACCUGCUUGUGUCCAAGGAGGGCUCGCGCAUCGCCAUGAUGUGCGUCUGGCAUGGCAGUGUCAAGGACCGCAAGGCGGUCAUCAAGCUCCUGAAGGGCAAGAUGAAGGAGGUCGCCACAUCCGAGCACGGCCACUGGCUGCUGUUGGCUGUGUUCGACUGCGUGGACGACACUGUUCUGCUGAAGAAGAUUUUGGUUCCAGAAAUAAUCAAUGAUUUGAUUGAAAUUGCGAGCAAUGAGUAUGGCAGGCUAGUAAUCCUAUACCUGGUUGGCCAUCGAGAUCCGCUGUAUUUCCACCCUGCUGUCGUUAAGGUACUUCAAGAUGGUGAUGCUAACGAGGUAAGCAAGAAGGAUCCCGCGCAGCGCAGGGCGGAGCUCCUGGGGGCGAUGUACGGCAGCCUGCUGGAGGCGAUCGCGGCGGAGCCCCACGUCUGGCUGGCCAGCAGCUCCAUCGCCAUGGUGACACUUGCGGCGCUCAAGUAUGGGUACGGAAAGCCAUUGACUCUUGCUGUAGAAGCUCUAGUGGAAUAUUUGUCGGACCCAUCUCACAUGCUGAGCUUCGGUGAUAAGCAGUGCCAUGCCAUCGAACACAGCGCCGUCCAUUUGUUGCUGAAGAAACUGAUUGAAAGUGACAAAGACAAGGACCCGCUGGAAUGUUUCAGUUAUAUCUUUGUGUCAGUAGUGAAACCAUCAACGAUUGAAUGGUGGAUUGAUUACAAUAGAGGCUGUUUCAUCCUCGUGGCGCUGUUGGAGAAAGGAUCCCAAGAUGUAAAAAAUAAACUGAUAAACAAAUUUACGGAGAACAUAUUGGAGAAGUUGAAAUUGAUGAAAAGUGUUGGAGCUAAAAUUUUAUUGAAAAAACUGUUUGAGUAGAACAGUGCUUUAAAAUUUUGUUAGCAAAUCAGUAAAUGACACAAUUUAAUUUAUGGAUUAAAUGUGAUUGUUUUUAAAA